Molecule: messenger RNA, 4105 nt
Organism: Paralichthys olivaceus (Japanese flounder)
Lineage: Eukaryota; Metazoa; Chordata; Actinopteri; Pleuronectiformes; Paralichthyidae
Gene: flvcr1
Product: FLVCR choline and heme transporter 1
Biological process (GO): erythrocyte differentiation; transmembrane transport; heme export
Cellular component (GO): mitochondrion; membrane
Molecular function (GO): heme transmembrane transporter activity; heme binding
Source: RefSeq, a predicted model, not a curated record
UCCUCCUCUAUUGGUUCAUUAGCAUCGGAAGGCCCGUGUGUCACAGUGGACUGAACAAAAGAGAGCGAGAGAGACAGAGAGGGGGAGAGAGGAGAGAGAGGGGAGAGAGGGGGGCAGCGCGCAGGCUGAACGGUUCCGUGCAGAAGUUACCGGAUCGCGGAUCUGAUCGUGAUGAGCUGGACGCUGUUGUGAUUCUUCUCUCUCGGUUCUGGUUUGACUUCAUCUCGGUCUCCGGCGGAUGAGGAAGCCGCUCUGCGGGGGAGGACGACGAGCGCUCCGAGCAUCAUGGUGGCCGGGGAGCUGCUGCAGGAGCAUGUGCGCGCGGACGCAGGCGCACCGGGCGACGCCGCCACCAUCUCCAGGAAGAGUCCGGAGGUCCAGGGCGGCGCCGCGGCCGAGCGACACGCGGGUCCGACAAACGGAGCGCUGAGGGCGGGCGGGGCAGACGCCGACACCGCUCAGGAGGAGGAGGAGGAGGAGAGGGAGUCAGAGGAGAAGGAGAAGGAGGCGCCGCCGCCGGAUGAGAGAGACGCGAUGCUGCCCAACGGAGGCGCAGGAGAGGCGGCAGCGAAGAGCCGGGAGACGCGGCUGUUCGCGCGCAGGUUCGCGGUGCUCGCCGUGUUCAGCCUGUCCUCGCUGGUGAACGCCUUCCAGUGGAUCCAGUACAGCAUCAUCACCAACGUCUUCACCCGCUUCUACGGGGUGUCCAACGACAAGGUGGACUGGCUCUCCAUCGUCUACAUGGUCGCCUACGUGCCGCUCAUCCUCCCGGCCACCUGGCUGCUGGACCGGAAGGGUCUGCGGCUCACGGCCCUGCUCGGCUCGAGCCUCAACUGCGCCGGCGCCUGGCUCAAGUGCGUCAGCGUCAGCCCGGAGCUGUUCGGAGUCACCGUCACCGCGCAGGUCAUCUGCUCCGUGGCCCAGGUGUUCAUCCUCGGCCUCCCGUCCCGCAUCGCCUCGGUGUGGUUCGGUCCGCGUGAGGUGUCCACCGCGUGCGCCACGGCAGUGCUCGGGAACCAGCUGGGAACAGCCAUCGGCUUCCUGUUGCCUCCAGUGUUAGUUCCCAACACACCUGACGAUGUUGAGCUGACGGGUCACAACAUCAGCAUCAUGUUCUACGGUACCGCCGCUGUCUCCACGGGCCUCUUCAUACUCACAGUAAUAGUGAUAAAGGACCGACCCCCCCUCCCGCCCAGCCCGGCCCAGGCUGUUCUACCGGACUCUCCUCCCGAGGACUACUCCUACAAACAGUCCAUCCUCAACCUGAUAAAGAAUAAAGCCUUCGUCCUGCUGCUCAUCAGCUACGGUAUAAUGACUGGUUGCUUCUACUCCGUCUCAACUCUUCUCAACCAGAUGAUCAUGACCUACUACGAGAACCAGGAGUUGAACGCUGGGAGGAUUGGUUUGACUCUGGUCGUUGCGGGGAUGGUCGGAUCCAUCCUCUGUGGCCUGUGGCUGGACCACACAAAGACGUACAAGAUGACGACUCUGAUCGUGUACAUCCUGUCCUUUCUGGGCAUGGUGGUCUUCACCUUCACUCUGGACCUCAACAGCAUCUACCUGGUCUUCUUCACAGCUGGAGUCCUGGGCUUCUUCAUGACGGGUUACCUUCCUCUGGGCUUCGAGUUCGGAGUGGAGAUCACGUACCCGGAGCCUGAGGGGACAUCGUCAGGACUCCUCAACGCUUUCGCUCAGAUAUUUGGGAUCAUUUUCACUUUGAUUCAGGGAAAACUGACCACAGAUUACAAUCCACUGGCUGGAAACCUCUUCCUCUGCUCUUGGAUCCUUCUUGGAAUACUGCUAACCGCCUUGAUCAAGUCAGAACUGAAAAGACACAAUGUCAACAUGGGUGCAGACUGCAAACACCUACAAGCAGUCCCUGAGGAGUCUCCCGAGGAGCGAACUAUACUCGACAACAAAACCAACGGAGUCAGUCUGGCGUCCUCCCUCAGCUUCUCCCAUGAAACCUCAGUGUGACGCUGCCAAGCCCCUGAAUCGCUGGACGGACACGGAGGUGUCCCCGCCGCCCUGGGAUACGUGUCGGCUCCCACACACCUGAAGGUGAACUUAUUAAUUGCUGAGCAUAAUUUCCUUGAUAUUUGGAAAAGUGAAAGAUGUGAGUCAAGCACAAGCACAGACACAAACUAACCUGGAUCCAGGCCGAGCGGGGGGGGGGGGGGGGGGGGGGGGGGGCUGACUAACCAGAGGGAGUUAGUGAAACCCUCCGCCCAAACAUUGCCCCUCUGUGGAGGGAUCCACGACCCUCAUGCCCCCCCGUCCCCGGCGGAGUGAGAGAAGCGUUAGCUCUGUGGAUCUCGAGUAUGCAAGCAACAGCAUGCAGAAGAAGCUCCUCGCACUUUAUCUGUGUUGUACUUUGUGAAUGUGGCGCUUUGCAAAUCUGUCUGCAGGUCACUGGGAGGAGGAAACAGUGAGCAGCUUUAGUUUUGUCCCGCGGCCUCUGCCAACAUUUCCUGAUUUUACUUGAAUCAUCUACUGAUGCUCUGGACUGCGGUUGUGAGACGCACUGUCGAUGUCGUGACAUCAUCGUUUCUUUCCCCUCGUGUGACGGUGGUUGUGUCGGGGAUCCCACGUGAACUUUGAUCACGUCUGCUUUGUUUUGAAGCUGCUUCAGGCGGACAGUCGAUCUUCUAAUGUCCGCUGAAGGUUGAACUAAGUUUGGAUUCAGAUUUCAGGAGCGAGUGUCCCUGAGCUUUUUUUCUCUUCAUCUACUCGUCAUCACACCGUGAACGAGGGAAUGGAGGGAAGAUGGAGGAGGUUAGAAACCUGAGCCCUAAAACACAAAAUUUAAAGUCUCCUUAAAAUGAUUCAUAAACUAGGAAGUCACUCAGGACAUUCUCUCGAGUUUUUGCUCGAGGGCCGACAUGAAAAAGUCCACAGCCACUGACUCGGACAUCUGCGUCCUCACAUUCUGCCCCUCGGUGGAAAAUCGUUCUCAUUGGUUUUUGUGCAAUCCUGCCGACAAACACGGAAACCAACCAAUAAACCGGCAAACGGACAUUUGCUAAACUCUGCCUCCUUGGCUGAGGUCGUUAAUUAACCCUCUAAAGUCCUUCAUAAUUUAUUUGUUGACAGAUUUUCAUCAACACAAAGUCGUCACAGCGAAGAGCUCAGUGACACCGCGAAGGAGAACGACCGACAUGAUGUGACGAAUGUGACAUAAGAAGACGAUUGUACUGGGUUGUGAUAUUUUCGAUGAACAUGCUGCAGCGCUUGUCGCUCCACGCGCCGCGGUGGACCACACACAAUGUGAACGCGUCCCGAGUUCAGCCCACAACGAGAAAAUAAACGCACAACUUCCAGUUUUAACUCCUUUUAAUGCACAAUCUCAAACGUCGACUCCUGUUCCUGGAGGCUGAGAAUCUGCAGGUGACAGAAGUGGAGGUAGAAGAACGGCGCCAUCGUGUGGGUUAGUCGCGACACAGCAGCAGAAACAGACAGGGGAAGCACAAACGUGUGACAAGAGGAAAACCAUCUUUUAUAUUUACACAACCUUCACUUUCCAUUUGUAAAACAAAGUGGUAUAUAUUACUUUUGCUUGUACAGUUUGAGAACAUCAAACUAACCUAUGGUAGAAUAUAAUUAACUGUACUGAAAUGUUCUGUUUGAUACUUUGACUAGUUUUUGAUUCUUUCUAAUACUUUAGUUCUUUUAUUUCAGUUUAAACUUUGAAUGCAGGACAGAGAAUAGUUUCGCUAUUUUGACUUCAAGUGUCAGGAAAUGACGUGAGACACUCUCACGGUGAUUCUGGUUCAGGAGCAUGAGGUUAUUGAUUGUCAAGAUUAAAACACGUCACCAUAUCUUUAACAUGAAGAGAUCUGAUAACGUCUCUGGUCUCUCACAUGUCUGAGAAUAGCAGAAAGGUUUUUCACUCAGAACAAACUCUGCAUGUAAAUAUUUCUUCUGUUCCGUUUCAACACAGUUUGUGUUAAUGAUUUUUUUCUGCUCUGUAGAUUCUGGUGGACGAGGAUCUGACAUUUCUUUGUCUAUGUCAUUUUUUUUAUAACACGUGUUUGUAAAAUGUUCUUUUUAUUUUUUGGUCAAGUUUAGCUAUUUAUGAACCUGUGAAUAAACCGUAGCAAGAAGC